Messenger RNA from Pangasianodon hypophthalmus (striped catfish), 5615 nucleotides. RefSeq names its product phosphatase and tensin homolog B (gene ptenb). The record is from RefSeq and is a predicted model, not a curated record. Gene Ontology annotation, molecular function: protein tyrosine phosphatase activity; phosphatidylinositol-3,4,5-trisphosphate 3-phosphatase activity; inositol-1,3,4,5-tetrakisphosphate 3-phosphatase activity. The transcript is spliced from 9 exons. Gene Ontology annotation, cellular component: nucleus; plasma membrane; cell projection. Bases 900 to 2108 code for a protein of 402 amino acids. Lineage: Eukaryota; Metazoa; Chordata; Actinopteri; Siluriformes; Pangasiidae. Gene Ontology annotation, biological process: negative regulation of cell population proliferation; phosphatidylinositol dephosphorylation; regulation of phosphatidylinositol 3-kinase/protein kinase B signal transduction.
AACUAACAAUCGUGGCAGUGAUUUUCUAAAGUAUAACUGUUGAAAACGUUGUGUCUCGGGGAACUAUUUUGUGCCGCGGAGCACCAUUGUGGCUGAGCCUACCCCUUUUCUUAUUGGAAGCCAUGAUGGAAGUUUAGCAGCGCAGGAGCCACUGAGAGGAAAAGCGGGGACGAGAGCUGGAGUCUAACGCAAACAGCUCCUUCUUUACAAAUAUAACCGAGGAGGGUUUUUUUUUUUUAAUCGUAUGGUGGAGGCUGUCAAAUUUCUCUUUAUGUAUUGGAAUACUGACGACGACGUGGAUGGUUGAAUUUUGACGCGUUUUUAUGUAUUUUUAAGAUGUACGUACCUGCUAACUCGCUAGCUAGCCAGCUAGCCGCUCGUUAGAGCCCCACGGAGCCGCCUGCCUGCUGCCUGCUGCCGCCUGCCGCCUCCUCCUGCGCCGCCGCCGCCGCCGCUGCCGCUGCUGCUGCUGCUGCUGCUGCUCAUAUUCUGCUUUAGAAACGUCGGAGAGGAUUUUCUCUCCGCAUUUCGGGCACAAUCACGGCGACUGCGGCGGAUUCAGAGACUUGGCGUGCUUCGGAAACAUCUCUCUGUGAGACGUGGAGACGCGUGUACCUUCGUAGCCGGAGGAUUUCUGGCCGUGUCGGUGUGGAUUUGGGCGGCCGGGCCUGCUCGAGGCCCUCCUUCUGUAGGAGCGAGCAGCAGCAGCAGCAGCAGCCAGCACACGGCCGCUAGCUAGCAGGUGAAGCUAACGCUAACGCUAAAGCUAGCGCAUCCGAAAGGACUGCGUUACAAAAAAAAAAGCCCGAAGAGGAAAAAAAGCCUUAACGACGGCAUUUCACCCGGAGGCCACGAUACUCUCGAUUACUUUAAAAACCCUAAAGACUCCUUUCACAGCUAUGGCUACGAUCAUACAGAAGAUGGUCAGCCGAAACAAAAGGAGAUACCAGGAGGAUGGGUUUGAUUUGGACUUGACGUAUAUUUAUCCCAACAUAAUUGCUAUGGGCUUUCCUGCUGAGAGACUCGAGGGGGUGUACAGAAACAACAUAGACGACGUCGUACGGUUUCUGGAUUCAAAGCAUAAAAAUCAUUACAAGAUAUAUAAUCUAUGUGCAGAGAGACAUUACGAUGCUGCCAAAUUUAAUUGCAGAGUUGCACAAUACCCGUUUGAAGAUCAUAAUCCUCCACAGUUGGAGCUCAUCAAACCAUUCUGUGAAGACUUGGAUAAGUGGCUCAGUGAAAAUGACAAUCAUGUGGCUGCCAUUCAUUGUAAAGCUGGAAAGGGCCGGACGGGUGUAAUGAUCUGCGCAUACUUAUUACACCGAGGCAAGUUUGGAAAAGCAAAAGAGGCUCUGGACUUCUAUGGAGAGGUCAGGACCAGAGACAAGAAGGGUGUGACGAUCCCCAGUCAGAGGCGAUAUGUCUACUACUACAGCUACCUUCUGAAGAACCAGCUUGACUACAAACCGGUGGCACUGCUCUUUCACAAGAUGAUGUUUGAGACGGUGCCCAUGUUCAGUGGCGGGACCUGCAAUCCACAGUUUGUGGUGUACCAGCUGAAGGUGAAGAUCCACACUUCUAACCCAGCACACAUGCGGCGUGAAGAAAAGUAUGUGCACUUUGAGUUUCCUCAGCCGCUGCCUGUGUGUGGCGACAUCAAAGUGGAAUUCUUCCACAAACAGAACAUGAUGAAGAAAAAGGACAAGAUGUUUCACUUUUGGGUGAACACUUUCUUCAUCCCUGGACCAGAGGAGAACUCAGAGAAGGUAGAAAACGGGAGUUUACCGAAGGACCUGGAUGGGAUCCAGAGCACAGAGAGGGGGGAGAAUGACAAGGAUUAUCUAAUCCUGGUUUUAACAAAGAAUGACCUGGAUAAGGCCAACAAAGACAAAGCCAACAGAUUAUUUUCCCCAAACUUCAAGGUGAAGCUAUAUUUCACAAAAACAGUGGAGGAACCAUCCAACUCAGAGGCCAGCACUUCAGCGUGUGUAACCCCGGAUGUUAGUGACAAUGAACCGGACCAUUAUCGAUAUUCUGACACAACGGACUCAGACCCAGAAAACGAACAGCUGGACGAUGAUCAACACACGCAGAUAACGAAAGUUUGAACUUAUUAUUUUGUUUAUGGGAAGACAAAAAAGAAUCUUUACAUAAACCAGAGUUGUAAAAAGGAGAAAACUUGAAUAUGAACUGAAAGCAAGUCCUUUUUUUCUUUUUGCCUCUCCGAAACAGAAGUACAUAAGUGGGACAUUUCUCAUGUAAGAUGCCUCCGUUUUAGGGACACUAUUCCUGACCAAUUAGCUUUUUUCGUUUGCCCAUUUUAUUGACAAAGUUGUUGACACCUCCAUAGCUGGGAGCGGGAGGGGAGGGGGUGAAGUGUGCUGCUGCAUCUCCUGUUCAUAACAAGGCCAGUGCUAAAGUCAGUAUCCAUCCCCUACGUGUGCCCUCCUCUAGUGCACGAUCGUCCAUCCAUCAGGCCUUCUGUUUUACCUACUGUGAAGCUUUUCGUGCUGUCCGCAGACUAACCCACCCCUUUAAAAAAAAAUAGUGCAGUGCAAACAUUCAUAGUCUGCUAGCAUCAAUGCCACUAACAUAGUAAUAAUGAUUCUUCUGCAUAUUAGACUAUAUGACCUUUUAACUGCCCCCUCCCUCUUACCCUUGUCUGUUAACCGCAAAUGCAGCAGAAAAACACCGUAACCCCAAUAUUCUGUCAGUGAUGUGAUGUUUUUAUGUUAAAUUUACCACAGCAGGGAAACCAGUGUUGCAAUAAUGUUGACACAAUAGUGGACAAAGGUUUGCAUGCUAAUUGAAUUAGUAUCCAUGUUGAUAAAUAAAUGUUAUACGAUUUUAUUUUUCUCCCUUCAUAUGCGACUUUUCUGCUGGCAUUAAGGUUUGGUUAUGUUUAGUUACAAGGUGAUGCCCCACGUCAUUCUCUCACCAGGUGUAUUAGUAUUAAUUGUUAAGCCAUCAGCGGCAUUAUAUUUUAUAUCACAUGGGUUUUUCCCUAUUAAAACUGCUAAUGUGUAAUUAAUCGGCUGGCAUCGAGCAGAUCUCUUCUGGGUUCUUGUUUUAAGCUCUUAAUGUCAGUCAGUCAGGCUGUUUACUGCGUCACUAAGUUAACAAUAUGAGACGGAACUUGUCUUGAGGUUUCUGCAUGGCCACAGUGGGUCGAAUCACAUGCUAGUCAAUGUGCUAAACACGCUUGAGCUUGUGUGCUUGACGGUUUGCGUGAGGGGCUUGUGUUCGUGGUCUGGCUGUGUGGAGAAUACCUGCUGAACGCUGUGUCUGAAAGAGACUUGAAUGUAAGCUUGUGUUCCCCUAAGUGCUAUAAGAAACCUCAUCCAGAGUUUGAUGCCAUAGUUUCAUUUUCUCCCCAUCUGUUUUUUUUUUUUUUUUUUCUUUUUCUUUUAGCCUUGAUUUUUUUUUUUGGUCAGACAUCAGAUUCUUGGCUCCUCAAACUGUUUGUAGCCUUAUUGUGUGGUCUAAUGAAACCUGGAUCAUUUGCUUAUUCAACAUUGGUGCUUACAAACUGCCAAACUACAAACUCACAAUGAACAAUAAUUUCGGAGCCAAGAAUGUGUGUCUGUGUAGGGGUGCUUCUGUCAGAUGUGCUACUUGUGUAUGUGCUCUGACUGUUAGACGUCUCCUGUCUGACUGGCUGGGUUCUCUACAUUUUUAAAGCCCCCCUUCUCCCUCCAUUCUUGAACAGGAUUCAUUCCUUUUGGAAUGAGGUGCAGCUACAGAUUUUACAUGUCCUGUGCUUGCUUCAGACAUAUUAAAGCCCUAUAAUAUAUAUAUAUAUAUAUAUAUAUAUAUAUAUAUAUAUAUAUAUAUAUAUAUAUAUAUAUAUAUAUAUAUAUAUAUAUAUAUAUAAAAUUACACACAUACAUACACACACAAGUAUUUAAAUAUGUAUAAUUUUCCUUUUUUUUUUUUUUCGGCAUGCCAAAUUUUUACCAUCUGUCUCACCGUGAGUCGUGAGCCAGAACAAAAAGAAAAUAGACUUUCAGUCUCUUGGGCAAGAAUCAUCGCUGAGGGGUGAGGGGUAGUGAGCAAGCUGCCUUUCUCCUGCUGUUGACGUCAUGGCUUCACUCUUCUCACCGAUUCUGCACACGUGCUGUACAAGUCGCUUUCUUUUAGAAAGAACACUCUCCAGAGGUUUGAGAACGAGGUUCUCUGUCUUCUGUAAUGCAGCUGUACAGUAGCCAACCCAGGAAAAAAAAAAAGACAUCCUUACACAUCAAGGGUUCAGUUUUUUUGUUUACAUUUUAUCACUGAAAACCUGCCAAAAUUAAGCUUGAUGAUUUUUUUUGUUUGUUUGUUUGUUUGUUUUCAUCCAAAGGCAGUAGGGAGGUAUUCUUUGCCUUACUUGAAGUUGACGAUGCUUACUUUCUGCUCUUGCUUUCUACCAUUCUGCCCAAGCACUGACUACAUAGUACUUAUUUAAAGCUACUAUAACAGAGCAACAUAUUGUGCUAAACUUUUGCACAGUUACAGGUUUUUGCAGGGUUUCAGUCAGCAGUCCACAGUAUUUUCCCCAACACACAAACACACACACAUACUUCAGUAGCCCCCCUCAGUAAAAGCCAUGCAAGCAGUGAAAUAUAUAGGAUGAAAGAUGGAAUGAAGUGUCUUAGUAUAAUCAUCCCCCAUAGAACCAUGUAGUACCUUUGACUGAACAUGAAAAAAGGAUUAUUUAUGACAGUAUUCACAAGACCCUCUGCAGGUAUUUUGAUUUCUGAAUAUAUGCUGUUUUAAAUAGGACAAAUCCGUUCAAGGGCAUCACAAGCUAGCAUCAGGUCACAAACCAUCCUUAGGACAUCAGUACAAACUCUACUACCCCAUCCCCAUGUUAACUCCAACACAUUCAGACAACUUAGCUUCAGUACUGUAAUUCAUCAAAUACAAACACCUCCUGAAACCAUCUGCAUCCUUUAUGUGGCACGGGUUUAAAAAAACAAAACAAAAAAAAAACUUGUGUGGAGCUCACAGGCAGCAUCAAAAAAUUUUACGUUUCAGCUUUAAUGAUUUAAAAAAAUAUAUAUAUUAAGGUGCCAGUGUGUAAGUUUCAUGUCAUUAGUUUUAGCUGAUUUGUGCAAUAUGCUAUGAUGCCUGUGGUUACCACAAAGUGCCUCGUUUACUUAAAUAAAAAGAAAAAAAAGUGCUUGUUUUAGACCCAGUUUUAGAACAUGGUGUCAUGCAUGUAGACGGACAGGAUGGUACUGUGCACUAACUCACCUGGGCUUUACACACUGCAGAGGACCCACGGAGCUUUGGCCCCUGCCACAUCCUCAUUUUCCCCUCUCCACUUCUCCUCUGGGUUCAGUUCCACUUAGGCGCAAUGUAAACUCGGUAUAUUUUCAGUCGUUUGAAGAAACAGAGCCUUAUUCCAUUUCAGCCUGUUCAGAUAAUUUUGUGAUGUGCAACAGUUGCUCUGUGUGUAAUGCUAUGCACUGAGAAUACACAACCAACAAUGUAUGAAAUAUUGUAUAGGUUAUGUACAGGUUAUGAUGCUCAUACAAAUCACUUGUUUGUUUGUAAUUGUAUGUGUAAACUCCCCUUUAUCUUAGUGUUAUAAACCCCACAUAAAUCCAAUAAAGUCUCAUUCUUGUCAA